UUGCAUUCCCUUCCUCUCGACCGAACUCAGCCAUAUUGUUAUUGCUCGCCUUGGAUUCUACCCCGGCAGAGAAGUUGGAAGGGGUAAACAGUGGACAGACUUCUUAAGAGUGUAACUAGGUUUUACAUUUUAUUACUAUUAUUGAAACAGUUUCGCAUCUUUACACAGUCGCUGCUAAGGUUGACGCUGUUGCUGUGCUGGUGCAUGGACCUGUUUGGCCAGCGUGCUGCUUUUUCUUGAGGUUACUGAAACAUGGUGGACCGCUUGGCAAACAGCGAAGCCAACUCCAAGCGCAUUGCAGUGGUGGAGAGCUGCUUUGGCACGGCUGGACAGCCCCUAGCCAUCCCAGGCCGUGUGCUCAUCGGCGAGGGUGUGCUCACCAAGCUGUGCCGUAAAAAGCCCAAAGCCCGGCAGUUCUUCCUCUUCAACGACAUCCUUGUGUAUGGCAACAUCGUCAUCCAGAAGAAGAAGUACAACAAGCAGCACAUCAUCCCAUUGGAGAGUGUCACCAUCGACACUGUGGCUGACGAGGGCGACCUGCGCAAUGGAUGGCUCAUCAAGACACCCACCAAAUCCUUCGCCGUGUACGCUGCCACAGCCACAGAGAAGUCCGAGUGGAUGAGCCACAUUAACAAGUGUGUGUCAGACCUGCUGGAGAAGAGUGGGAAGGCGCCCAGUGGCGAGCAUGCUGCUGUGUGGGUGCCUGAUUCGGAGGCGUCUGUGUGCAUGCGAUGCCAGAAGGUGAAGUUCACGCCUGUUAGCAGGCGCCACCACUGCAGGAAAUGCGGCUUUGUUGUGUGUGGGCCCUGCUCUGAGAAGAAGUUCCUGCUGCCCAGCCAGUCGUCCAAGCCAGUGCGCGUGUGUGAGUUCUGCUAUGAGCAGCUCUCCACGGGGGCAACCCUGCCCCCUCGUUCGAACUCCUACAGCCGGCAACCCUGCAGCACCAACGUGUCUGAUGACGAUGAUGAAGAUGACAGCAGUGACUGAGACCAGUGAACAUAGCCUUGUCCAUUUAGGAAUAUUUCCUAUCUUCUGUUUAGGCCCAGUGCAUUAGUAUCUCCACUUUACAUAAGAGUUUGAAAUUAGCAAAGAUUUCAUAAUCCUUUGCUGUGAUUUUAUUCAUUAGGCUACAAUACUGAUGAAGUAACAUUUUAUAAAGUUACUUUUAUGUGAACUUGGAUGAAAUGAACAAUAGGAAUGCAGAAUUCCUGUGUACACAUAAACAUAACUUGCAGGUUUACUCUACAUUUUGCAGACUCCAUUUGGCACAUCAUUGUGAUAGCCCACUACAGGAGAAAAUGGAUGCAUUAACAUAUUAACCCUAUUUGCUAAUUUCACCCUCUAGCUGCUUUUAUUGUUUUUUCUUUGCAAUGUAUUUCUUAGUUUCUUUUUGUAUUAUGUUACCAAUGAAUCUUUACAUAGAGCAUGUCUGCAAUGACAUUGCUAUUUCUGCAGGGAAAAGUGCUCAGCUAUGUCAGUGCUGAUUGUAUGUGUACUGACUGAAAAAUCUUUCAGGUAAAACCAUCUGGUGCAUGUUAUGAGGAUUUUGGGAACUGUAUUUUUCUAUUCAUACUCUUGAAAGGACCCAUAUUUCACGCAGUGGGGAUGAUGAUGAACAAAUAACAAAUGGAUGCAUAUUUUGUUAGGUAUAUAUGUAAAAGUUAUCUUGGUCAGUGGACCCCUUCAGAUUCCUGCUAAUGACAAAUCAGUUGGAAGCUUUUUGAAUUGUUUAGCUCUUAAGUGUAUAUAAUGUGGAAUAGUCAGUCCCAGAUGUCAUCUGACAAAGGCCUUUCUUGCCAUAGUGCCUUCUUAAAUAUUUUCUGUAGAAAAUUAUUGAACUUAUCAGCGUUUAGAAAUGACUUCCUUACCAGCUCUGACUUUUCAGUGACUAACUGGUAGAGCUGACAAAGAAAAUGGAUAUAGCAGUCUGAUGUCUUUAACAUGUAUAUAGAUGUGUUUAAAACUUUAUUUUUAUUAGUUAUUUUUCACUUAGCCCAAAUGCAAAAUAUACUUUAGUACAGUCCAGAUAUUGCUAUGCACAGUCAAUAUUUUUUGGUGUCCUGAGAGUGUAGAUGUUGGUUCCACCCUUUGCAGCCAUAGUCCAGAGCAAUCCUGAGGGAGUACUGGCUCUGCAUGUAGCUUUCAGGUUACGAGCACUGUCCAUCUGCAGGGACGAAGACCAUCCUCCCCUUUUAGCUAUUGCUGAAGGAGGGCUUUGUAUUACAGUGGCUACAUGUACAACCUUGGUGGUCAUUCCCACAGGUCUCAGAAUGAGAAUUGAGAUGUGGAGCAUUAUGAGGAAGUAACCACAUGGCCUUGCCUUGUUCUGUGUUUUGAAUCACACAUGAUUAAAUGCACUAACACUUUGGUUUUGUUUCAUUUAUAAUAUUGCAAGACUGUCAUGAUCUAGCUAUGCUAAUGAUUCACUGACCGCUAUUCAGGUGAGGUUUACUGUUCUUGAGCAUACAGGAUAAAUCUGUUUUUGUAAAUUUUGUGAACUCUGCAUCUCCAUAAAGACAUGGUUGAUUUAUCUUUUUGAAGAGGUUAUGUUUGUAUUCAUCUAUGGAACUGACAUUCAAAAGGGAAAUUAUAUGAACUUGGAUCUAGUAAAGGGUCCCAACGAUGCUCAAUCAUUUAAUUAACAUGUGAUGUGAGCUUAAAAUGCCAAGCAAUUUCUUAUGAUGUUCAUAUAUGAAAUUCCUGAGAAGUGUGAUCAAUUACACCCCCCAUUUGUUGUGCAUUUUCUUAGCAAUGUAUGUUUGGUUUUUUGUUUUUAUUUUAUUUUUUUUUAUUUUUUUUAUUAUGAAUAACAGUAAACUUCUGGAGGUCCAGAAGUGUACUGUUCCCUUUCAGUGCAACUGUAAUACUGAGAAUUUAAUCCUGCCUGUGCUGUACAUUUUGGGGUGUGUAUGUACAUGUGUGUGGGUUUGUUUUUCUUCAUGAAUAGUAUUGAGCUGAUGCUGUUCUGCAUGUCUGUGACUGUGUGCGUGUGUUUGCUGACCAGCUCCAGACUAGCUUCCAGCACUUGGUCCUCCCUCUGUUAGUACGGAUGAGGGGGAGGUGCUGCACACAGAGCCAUGACUGCAGUGUUAAGGCCAUCUAUACUGAUGAGGCUCCAGGAGAGGAACAGCAGUGUGCACCUGUUGGAUCCCCCACCACAGGCCAGUGUAAUGGAGGUGGCUCACGUCUACGGCCCUGUGCCACCCAUCUUACUUUAAACACACAGUGAGAGCAGCAUGUCUUCCAGAAGAUGCAGCUUCACUGUGCUGACUGGCUGCUCCAUUUGAAACACUUCCUUUGCCACUUCAGCACUUGCAUAACAAUCAUGUGGUGGUGUAUGCGACAAGUGCACAAAGCAAGAUGAGCUACAGUAUCAGACAUAAAAAACACAGAGGGAAAAGGUUGACAUGAUUACUCACUGAAUCAACACCCUCCUCACCCCUUUGUUCAUAUUAUUUGGACUUUUUUCACCAAUCCCCACUUUUUUUUGACAUCCUACCAUCUUGUCAUUUUAACUCUUAUUUAAAACUCUGAAAGGGCUCAAAGCUGAAUGUAAUCCAUCAUAUCAUUGUUAGAUACUAAUUUACAAAAAGAAUAUAUCUCAAUUGAUUAAAAACUGUCUCUUGUCUUUAAUACCACACAGAUUGACAAAUAGGCAGGCAGCAGAUAUAACCUAGUGGUGUAUAAAGGGCAAAUGGGGAAGGCAGGGAGGAGCUACCUGAGGGUAGGGCAACCUUCAGCCAGUUUGGUGAGCCCAUCACUGUGACUGCUAAUCGGUCAGCAACUGUCUUUGUGAAACAAACGAACUCCACCAGCAUAUCGUGUGUGUGUGUGUGUGUGUCUGUGUGUGUAUAAUCCUGUGCUUUACACACAGUGGCCAGAUAAAGAUUAUAGAGUACAGUCUCUUUCUUUGAUUUUAGGUUGAGGAUUAGUCUAAUGUUUAACAUUACCUUGCCUCUUGUGUUAUGGUAAACAAUCUUAUUUUUGCCUAAAUUGGUCUAUACAGAAUUGGCCAAAAUGACACAUUUAAAAGGAAAAAAGGGUAAAGGGUCGAUUAAAGCUGAAACAAAUUUCUUAAUUUUUUUAUUUUCUUUCAGUUUUUAAAUAGUCAGUAAUGGUUAGACUGAAAUUCAUGAGCAUUUAUCAGACUAAUGAAAUCCUUUUUUUAACCAAAUCUAUUCAGCCACAUUAUAGGACUUUUUCUUGGACACUUUGUGAAGUUGUGCUAUAGCAUUUAGCUCACAUUGCUGUUUCAGUAACUACCAGGAAUAAGUCCCAUGGUUGGCUACCAUAUAGUUACAUUUCUAUAGUUGUUAUAACUAACUAGGUAUUAAAAACCUAAUCUUGAAUAUCAUAACCUUUUUAAAUACAGAGCCACCUUUGUCAUAAAAAUUAUGCUUAAGGCUGGCAACCUAUAAAUGCCUGAAACAUAGCACAGUCUUGUUUAGAAUGCCAGUCUAUUGUGAGCUACUAGUUCCCCCAGGAAAGUGCUGAUUUCAGGCAUAGUAUUUGUAUUAUCACAUAAUCAUGUUUAUAACUUACCAAGGUAAAGAGUAGCUUGUUUCAAAUUGGCCUCUAUUAGACUAGAAUAAUUCUAUUUGGAAGAAAAUGAAUUUGUUAAAGAAAUGAAAACCUUGGGAACUUGAAAUCAAAUUUUAACUAUCACUGAGAAGAUUGACCUUUGCAAAGAACUGAUGUGAGAGUGAAAAAAUUACACAUUUAUGUACUUUAUUAUAAGUCAGAGAAACAAAUGAAAUAAAAGUAAUGGCUGAAUGCUAUAUAUUUCUAAUGCCACGGGUGCUACAGUAAUAUGCGUCCUCUACUGUAUAUUGUGCCCACAUCACUGUGUCAUUACUGUAUUUGCCCACCAGUCUUUCUGUUUUGUUCAUUAAAGAACACGGAGUUUUAUUUCCUUUAUCCGAGGAUUAUAGAUGGAGCGUUCUGUCCAUUUUGCAGG
Messenger RNA from Electrophorus electricus (electric eel), 4957 nucleotides. RefSeq names its product pleckstrin homology domain containing, family F (with FYVE domain) member 2 (gene plekhf2). Gene Ontology annotation, biological process: endosome to lysosome transport; endosome organization. Lineage: Eukaryota; Metazoa; Chordata; Actinopteri; Gymnotiformes; Gymnotidae. The record is from RefSeq and is a predicted model, not a curated record. Gene Ontology annotation, molecular function: metal ion binding; phosphatidylinositol binding. Gene Ontology annotation, cellular component: early endosome.